UCGCUUUAUGCACACAUAUGUAGCCAUAAGAAAUUCAUUCUAUAUUUCAAUGGAUCUAUGCCGUUAACUAAAGUCAGCUGAUUUCGACUUCCGACCGAUUGUCAGAUGCAAGUGGAAGAAGAAAGCAUGGUAAGGAACGAAUAUCCAGCAUCGGACGAAGUGAAAAAGGAAGGAAACAUAGAGGAAACGGUCCAAAUGGAAGAAACUAAUCGCGGCGAUACUGACGAGGAAAUGAACUAUGCCGAGGACGAAGAACAUUCUGAUGACAUUCACGAGUACCUCGAGGAUGACUAUCCUGAGGAUGUAUAUGUCUUAGGUAUGAAAGAAUUAGAAGUCGAGCUGGACCAUUUGGAAACUGCUUUGGAUCACUUGGAAAGAAAGAAUGACGAUAUACAUGCACAGCUGACAGAAUUGCUGCAAUCUAAUCGUGAAGCUAGGAGACAAUUUCAGGAAUCAUUGCAAGUUGAAGAGCAACAAUCAAAGUGAUUAUCACUUUGUACUUAGUGAAAAUCAUUACUUGUUAAUUUGUUAUCUGAGUAUCUAAGUAUUAUCUCUAAUAUUGUAAACAAAUUAUUUUAUGUAUCUAUAAGAAUGAAGAACACUGUAUAAUCUCUCCUGAUCGAUCGAAUCAUAUUUGUCAAUGAUUAGGCAUAAAAACUUCGAUAGCAUUCCUGAUAACAGAAAGAAUAAAAUAACAUUAAUUUAUCAUAUAAUUAUAUACAUAUAUAUAUAUAUAUAUACAUUUGAAAAUAUUAAUGCAUUUGUAUUUAUUAUACAUAUCACUGUUAAUUAAAUUGCAACUGUAAUUUUUAAGUUCAAAAAAUUCUUAUCACAUAUUAUGAAAAAUAUAUGUUUAUUAAAUUUUAAUAAUAAAUUUUAUUGAAAUAUUUGGAGGACAGUAAUGCAAAUAUCUUUCUAAUGUAUUUCUAUAUAUUUAAUAAUAUAUUGAUCUUGAGAAUUAGUAGGAUAAAAUAAAAAUAUACAGCCUUAAUAAUGAAAAUAUAAAACAUGUCGAGGGAAAAAUAUAUUUCUAAGCACAAAUAAAAUGAUUAGAAGAUACAAUGAAGAUGUUUAAUACAACAGUUUUCAUAUAUAACUUAUUCCGUAAUGCACUAGAGAAGGGAGUAUUUGAAAAUAUUCAAAUGAACAAUAAAUGCAUAAACAGUUAUGUAAAUUUUAUUUGCAUAUAAACAAACAGAUUAAUAUACUGUUGAUAGUAAAAGUAUAAUUUGCUAAUUUCGAUUACAAUUAUUGUGUGUUUAAUAGCAAAGAAUAGCUGUUAAUGUAUUGAAUGUAGAAAUCAAUAAACUAAUAUAAACAAUA
Molecule: messenger RNA, 1323 nt
Organism: Monomorium pharaonis (pharaoh ant)
Lineage: Eukaryota; Metazoa; Arthropoda; Insecta; Hymenoptera; Formicidae
Product: UPF0184 protein AAEL002161
Exons: 2
Coding region: 106-486 (126 amino acids)
Source: RefSeq, a predicted model, not a curated record